GCAUUUUACGUCAGUUGAAAGCAAAGGCUCGGCGACGGUGCCCUCUUCGGACAUGGGGUCCUCAGUGUCCCAUCACGUCGAGUAUGCCAGGCCUCCCCCCGCGACCCCACCUGCGAAACCCGCUGCGCCAGCUUCCGACGCACAGGAUUCCUCUUCUGCAGACUGCUGGAGCUGUCGCUUGCUUUCUGGGUCUGCGCUCUUCGGGGCGGGCGUCUACGUCUACCUGCUGGGCCAGAGGCCCAUGAAGCGGGGACUCCCAGUGCAACCAGGCUCCAUAGCGCAGAUGGUCGUCGGCGUCUGUAUCGCCUGUUUUGGUGUAGUUGUCCUGGCGGACCCCAAGAAGUCCCAUCAAGUUUGAAAGUACCAGCAAUUAAUUGUUGUAUCCAGUCUCUGGCCGCGCGGCAAAAAGAGCAAGCAUUGUGUUGGUGGAUAUUCUUUGCAGACGUGGGCAGGGAUGCACUUCAUUAUAGAACAUGCCAAGAACACUGUGACAACAUGAACUGUCAUUCUUUGAUCAUGGAUGUUUACAACUUUCUCCCCUCAGGUUAUCAAGGGACAAAUAAAUCCCGUGGAAGCAAAAAA
This is a messenger RNA of Myodes glareolus (Bank vole), 582 nucleotides long. It is a transcript of the gene Dmac1, whose product is annotated as distal membrane arm assembly component 1. Lineage: Eukaryota; Metazoa; Chordata; Mammalia; Rodentia; Cricetidae. The record is from RefSeq and is a predicted model, not a curated record.